AUGGUUCUGAUUCAGCCGUUUUUCGGUGGGACCAAGAGGACAGCGUCCGAGUUGAGGCUCGCGGAGGAUGGGACUAUACCUCAGCCAAUUACUGAUAUGAUGUGGAACCUGUCAUUGCCGGUUGGCGUUGACCGUGAUAGUGAGUAUUCCAAUCCGACGGUGGAUGGUGGGGCUAAGGUUUUGGAUCGGAUUAAGGAGCUUGGAUGGAGGGUUGAAGUGUUUGGGUGUGAAGGAGAUCCACUGGUUGACCGGGGGAGGGAGUUAGUGCAACUGCUCAAGGGUAAGGGUGUCCGUGUGAUGGGGCACUUUUAUGAAGGACGUCGCCAUGGGAUUUUCAUUGGUGAUCCUUCAAUGUCUACUAAGACAGACAAACGUUUGAAAGGCUUCAUUAGUCAUCUGACUUUAGCUUUGGGAACCUCCAUGGCCUAUUUUAAACUGUCUAAUCAGGGAAAAGAGAAGAAUUGGCAAAUUAUUGUGUCACUAUCCAUUGAUUAA
This is a messenger RNA of Lotus japonicus, 495 nucleotides long. RefSeq names its product probable carboxylesterase 120. The transcript is spliced from 2 exons. The record is from RefSeq and is a predicted model, not a curated record. Gene Ontology annotation, molecular function: hydrolase activity. Bases 1 to 495 code for a protein of 164 amino acids. Lineage: Eukaryota; Viridiplantae; Streptophyta; Magnoliopsida; Fabales; Fabaceae.